UCAUCUCCUUCUCCUUGGGAACCAGGUGCACCUCCGGCCCCGAGACAUGUCCUGCUGCAGCCCAUGCCAGCCCUGCGUGCCCUGCUGCCAGCCCUGCGGCCCGACCCCGCUGGCCAACAGCUGCAAUGAGCCCUGUGUCAGGCAGUGCCAGAGCUCCACCGUUGUCAUCCAGCCCUCCCCCGUGGUGGUGACCCUGCCCGGCCCCAUCCUCAGCUCCUUCCCACAGAACACCGUUGUGGGCUCCUCCACCUCCGCCGCCGUUGGCAGCAUCCUCAGCUGUGAGGGAGUCCCCAUCAACUCGGGGGGCUUUGACCUCUCCUGCAUCACCAGCCGCUACUGUGGCAGAAGGUGCCCCCCCUGCUAAAGCUGCUGGCAGCGUCCUUGGGCACGACCCUCUGAGACUUCAGAAUAUGGUGCUGGACAGAAGAUAGAGCUUUGGACCUGGCUUCUCCUGUGGAGGGUGGCAGGGAGUGGCCAGCCUGCGCUGGCUAGAAGCGUGCUCUAUGUUUAUUUUUCUUCUUGCACUCUCUCUCUCUCUCUUUCUUUUGCUGUAACUAUCUCCUAACACCAGCCUACCGGGAACCUGUUGGCCUCCCUCCCUCUGCAAGGCAGGCAGACGGACACCCUGCCAGAGCUUCACUGCAUUGUAGUGCCUGGCCCUGUUGCCCCCUGGGAGCCACCUCCUUUUCUUCUUCAGACUCAUUAAAGUUGUGCUGCAUCCAA
Tyto alba (common barn owl) is the source of this 723-nucleotide messenger RNA. RefSeq names its product feather keratin Cos1-2-like. The record is from RefSeq and is a predicted model, not a curated record. Lineage: Eukaryota; Metazoa; Chordata; Aves; Strigiformes; Tytonidae. Gene Ontology annotation, molecular function: structural constituent of cytoskeleton. Gene Ontology annotation, cellular component: intermediate filament. The coding region runs from base 47 to 364 and encodes 105 amino acids. The transcript is spliced from 2 exons.